Messenger RNA from Argiope bruennichi, 3807 nucleotides. RefSeq lists its product as uncharacterized. The record is from RefSeq and is a predicted model, not a curated record. The transcript is spliced from 6 exons. The coding region runs from base 69 to 1109 and encodes 346 amino acids. NCBI's taxonomy places the organism in Eukaryota, Metazoa, Arthropoda, Arachnida, Araneae, Araneidae.
AUAAAGAAUAAUUUUGUAAACAAACUAAGCAUGUUAAGAAUAUUAAAUUAAUUUUAUUUCAUAUUAAAAUGGCGUAUAUCUGUGAUUUUUAUAAAAUUUUUCUGCAUUUUUAUAAGCGUGAUAGUAAUAUUAGACACAAAUUACUUAUAUAUUUUAUGAGUUUUUUGUUAUCAUUUGGAUGCGUUCAAGGUAAUGCAGAAGUUUGCCAAAAUCUGCAAAUGAUUUCUCAUCCAAGUGAUAUUGAAAAUUGCUCAUUAGUUUGCAGUUUGAAGUUCGAAUAUGUGGUGUCUGGUGUGCAUUUGGAUGAAUUAGUCUUGUGUAGAAAAAAUACCACUACUGCUGUGAUGUGUGGUAGCCAUGGAGAAUGUCGACAUUAUCAUCCUGGAGCAUAUUGCAAAGUUAUUACUUGUCUUUGCAAAACUGUUCAAGUCUCAUUCAACUCUUUUACCUUUGAUCCGAAUAAAAAAAUCCCCAAACUAAAUGCUUGUGUUGUAUCAUCAAGAAAUUUUGAUCCAGAUUUGCCAUUAGUUCCAUUUCCUUGGAAAACCUUGAUGAUUGUUAUUGGUAUUGUCUUGUUGUUUGCAACAUUCCUGGCGUGUAUAAAAUGGCUUACACCAUUAAUAAGAUCAAUGCAGGCAAAAAGGACAACUAGAGAGAAUCGACAUGGUCAGAGUGAAUUACCUGAGGAUAACACUAGUUUAUUUUCAUCUGCACCACAACAGAAUGAAAAUGCAUCUACUUCUCAACAAUGUGAUAGCACAUCUACGCCUAUCAAUUAUUAUUAUCCUAGAGGAAUAUGUAUUUUUCGAGCUAACCCCAGAACCAUAUUUCGAGCCAAUCCAAGAGCCUCACAAAGCAGUAACAGAGCCUCAUCAAGAGCUCGCUAUGUCACUUGUUCUCAAGCUGAAGGAACUUUAUCUGGGACACUUUCAAAUCAAGACAAACCUCCACCAUAUGAAACAGCUAUCCAGCUUCCACCACCAUCAUAUGAAGAGGUUGAACGUGCUAUUCUUGAGAGUAGAAAUGAAGGUUUUGGAAGAAUUCAACAAGUUGAAGUACAUGUGUCCCCUUCUUCUGUUCCAUUGACUGCAAGUUCUUCUUCAGCAUAAAAUCUGCUUCAAAGUUAUGCAUUUUUCAUUUGUACAUAUCAUAUAUUUUCAUAGAAACUAAUUGGAAAUGCAUAUUUCCUAGUGCAUCAUUAUUUGUUGUGUUGUGAAAUGAAAUGUUGUAAGAUUUUGUUUGCUUUAUCAGUUAGUUUAUUGAAAAGUAUUAUCUAGUUAUUGUAUUUGAGUGUGCACCAUGUAGCUUCUGUUAAUGGAUAUAUAUUGAAUGAUAAUUAUUAAUAUAUAUAUUUUUAAAAUUUCCCCUAAAAAUGUGCUUUAUAAAUAAUGGAAAGCAAGAAUUCAUUAUGAAUAUUUUACAUAUAAAUCAAAUUUUAAAAAUUUGAUUUGUUGCUUGAAUUCCUGUUAAUUUUUUUCCCAAAAAUUUUUAUGAUUGGUUGUUUUGUAAAAGAGAAGCAAAAUAUUGUAUACAUAUCUUGUAUAUAUAUAUAUUUUCAAUCAUUUUUAUAUGCAGCUUUGAAAUAAAAAAAAAAAUAAGCCCAAUGUUUUUUUAAAAAAUGAAUGCAAAUUUCGAAGGAGGAAAUUUUGCAUUUAUAGAAUUCCUAAAAGAAAUUUUGUUAAUAUUUCUAAAAGAAAUUUGUUAAAACUAUGCUUAAAUUUUAUUUUCAUCUGAUUGUGCAAAACUAACAAUCACAAUUUGUUCUGUAAGAAAAGUGCUGCUGUAUAUGGCUUGUAUUUAUUAUGCAUAUAUACUCUGUAGACUUGCUAACGGACAAAAGAAAAAACAAAAAGAUUGAAGAAGUUUUUUUUUUCAUAUUCUUACAAGUGUUAUGACGAUUUUUUAAAAAAAAUUAAUUUGUUUCAGAACAAGAAAAGUUUUUGAGAUAAAUGCUGACUUAAACAUUGAUUUAUAUCAAGUUGUCUGUUUUGUAAGAUACAUAAUUUGAAAUAUAUCUACAAAUGUUUACAUAGAAUAACAAUUUAACUAAUUAUUAUUCAGAAUUACACUUGAAGGGAAACUUGCUAACACUAUUAACAUAAUUACCAGUUUCAUAAUCAACAAUUAUAUAACAAAUGAAUGGCAGUUUGUAUUUUCAUUGGGCAUUUUUAUUUAAGAAUUUAAUCGUCAUUAAUACAGGAAUUUGUAAUUAUUUCAUAAAAAUAUCAGCUAAAUUUAUAUAUAUACAUAUAUAUAUAAAAUCAAAUAUUUUAUACUGUUCAUUCAUAAUUACUCCGUGCCAGCUUUACCCAAACCCUGUUAGUGAAUGCCUUGUUGGAAUACCUGCUUUCAUGCACAAACCUCUUCCAUCCCAUCUACAUUUAGUGAAUGGCCAUUCCGAAAAUGUGAAUAAAAAAGGGCUGUAAAAAAACUGGUGCAUAUUAAAUUAUCUGCUGUAUUUUGUCAAUGCCGAACAAUUUUAUUCUGCGAUUAUAAAUUUCAGUCUUUCAAUGUUAUGAUUAAAUAGGCAAAGUUUUUUUUUUUUUUUUGCUAUUUAUGAAAUUUUCUUUUACAAUAAAGAUGAAAUUAUUGCAUUUUUAAAAUUUAUCAUGCUAUAACAAUUCCAAUUUGGUUUAAAUUAGGCAGAAUUAAUACCUUAUUUUUUUAUGUUAGUCUUUUUAUAAUGUAAUAUUAGCACAAGACCAACAUAAAUACAUUUCAGACAUAACUAAUUUUAAUAUAUAUACCCAGGCAUAAAAAAAGUUUUGUAAAGCAAAAUUAAGACUCUUUUCCACUCUUUAAUUCUUUCUUUUAUGAUUAGUAUUAGAAAUUAUAUGAAUUGCAACAUAUUGCACAUUAUACAGCAUCUCUUUAAAAAUGUUAUUGGUAAAACAUUUUUAUUUUUAUUCGUAUGAAAUUGAAAUCAUUUUAAUAAAAUUAAAAUUCUGCAACAUUAUCCUAUUACUGAAAUAAGAAAGUUUCUUAAUUGAGAAUUUUUUCCUGUCACUUCGUAUUUGUUAAUUCAAGUCUAUUCUGUAUAUAGAGCAUUUUGAAUCUCUGAACAUACAUUCCAUAUUUUUUUUUUAUGUUACAUGUUACUUAAUUUCAAUUCUUUGUACAGUAUUAUAAAAAUUGUUUAGACAUUUUAGAAAAGUGAUAGAAUAUCUGUUUGUUAAGAUUAUGUGCUCAAAUUAUGAUGUGAUUUUUUUUAAAGCUUCAAAAUAUUUUCAUUAAAUAUGUUAUUAUAAGAUCUUGGAUACAUUCAAGAACAUAAAUUUAAAAUUUUUGAUUUAUGUGAUCAAUGUAUCACAUUUUUAUUUGUUAAAGCUUUGGAUGUAUAAUUUUUUUUUUUUUUUUUAAGUUAGUUCAACUUAUACUGCUAAUACAUUAGAUGUAAUUUUUAUACCACCUAUAUAAAAGAACAUUUAUUUUGUUCUCUAAUGAAAUUUUUAGAAUUUUUCACUGACAAUCAGUAAGUACUUUCAUGUGCUCAUCCAGCAUAUAAAUGAGCAUGGCAGUUGAUAUAGUUUACUGAAAUGAAAUUUUUUGGAGUAAACACCUUUUUGAAUUCUAUACGUAUUUUUGCUAUGAAUCAAUUCAAUUACUAGUCAUAAUGGAUAUUAACAUUUUAGUUAAAAUAAUGAAAUAAAUAUCUUUUAAUGGCAGCUAGUUAGUAGUUUUUAUAAAAUAAAUGUCAAUUUUUUUAUAUCUUUGGACUUUUUUGAUAGGUAUACAAAGAAUUAGUGUUGAACAAGUUUUUGAUUGCUAUCUUUUAUCAUUGUGCCUUUUCUGUCCUUGAAAUAGUAA